UUUAUUUUGUCUUCAUAAUCAGUCAAUGUCAUCUAUUUUAAGUUAUCAACUUCGCCAACAGCAACAACAAAAUGAACAGAAACAACAGCAGGAAACGCUAGAUGCUAAACCUUCUAAGAGUAGUGUGGGUGGUGGUCUUCCAUCUCCACCCAACUCAUUCUGUGGUGAUGAAGCAUCCAGCAAUUCAGCAGCAACAGGAAUCACCAUCACUAUUAAUGACAAAGUUCCUUUGAAAGUAGUCCAAGAAAAUAUCCGCAGGGAUUCACUUCCCACUGUAUUUAACGAUAUGACAUUGAAAGACUAUUCAGUGUCAUUACCCGAGAAUUACACCAUAGACCACUCACAAAUCAAUAGUAACAAUAAUAGCAUCAGUAACAAGAAGGCUGUACUUGCAUCUACUGCCGCUACUGCUACUGCUACUGCCGCUGCAACUGGGGGUUUAACUAUUCGUAAUCGUCGACCUUCUGAAAUCAACAUGGGCCGUAGAAAGAGUAGUUUCACAGGUACCCGUAUACUCUCCGAGUCCUUCAGUGGACAAUAUCGUUGCAUGGACUGUGGAAAAUCAUACAAGUCACCCAAUUGCUUACAAAAACAUCGUUGGGAGCAUUCGGAUGAAUGGGAGUUGACUAAAAAAUUCCCUUUAACAAAGCAUCAACAAGUACAGAUGCUUGAAGCAGCUGCCAUUCUCGUUGGCAUGGAUCGUAGAGGAAAUAAUAAAUUAGAAAAUACCGAAUACAAUAACAGCAAUACCAGCAACACUACCAUUAAUACUACAACUACAACCACCACUACAACUACAACUACUAAUGCUAAUAUUUCAGUUCAAAACUAUCAGGCCGACGAUGAUGAUGAUGAUGAUGAAUCUAUCCAUAUUGACGAUUCCGACGUCGAACCAGCGGAAGACGAAGAUGAAACUAUCUCGAUUGUUUCGAACGAUUCAUCUGGUAUCUUUAUGGAGGACCUUUGAAAUUGUCCUUAUUCCUUUUUAUCUCUUUCCUCAUGACUCGGCGAACGACGCAAUUUCAUUUCCAUAAUACCUCUAUUUUUAUGUAUAUAUUUAAAUCCUAUCUCUUAUUAUCAUAUCAUAUCAAAUAUGUUUUCCAUUUACUUUUUUUUUUUUUUUUUCCCUUUUU
Molecule: messenger RNA, 1133 nt
Organism: Mycotypha africana
Lineage: Eukaryota; Fungi; Mucoromycota; Mucoromycetes; Mucorales; Mycotyphaceae
Exons: 1
Coding region: 26-967 (313 amino acids)
Source: RefSeq, a predicted model, not a curated record